UGCAUUGCAGGACAGGUAGCGUACGCGGCCUCUAAGGGCGGUAUCGUCGGUAUGACUCUUCCGAUCGCUCGCGACUUAGCUGUGGAGGGCAUCCGUUGUGUGACUAUAGCCCCGGGACUCUUCAACACUCCACUGUUGGCCUCAUUGCCAGAGAAAGUGCGCCAAAACUUGGCCGCAACUGUUCCCUGUCCUCAACGGUUGGGCGAACCCGAAGAAUACGCGCAUUUGGUUCAGACUAUUAUCGAGAACCAAAUGCUUAACGGGGAGACCAUCCGAUUGGACGGCGCUAUUCUUUGCGAACAGAAUUCUGAGUCUUUGCUCCACAUUUGGAUCCACAAUGGAUUCGAUGAGUUCUUUGAGAAGAAUCCAUGCGUUGGUGUCCAACCAAUAGCUCUUAUGAUCAAAGUAUCCAUCAAUAGCUCCAACUCGUCUACUGGCGGAAUAUACCGGGCAUUACUGGCGCCUAUAGUUUUUGACACCAAAUUCAUAAGCUUUAAAGCUUUCACUCAAAUAGUUGUGUGCAAUGGACAGACAUAG
Messenger RNA from Oppiella nova, 537 nucleotides. The record is from the annotation of a GenBank genome assembly. Lineage: Eukaryota; Metazoa; Arthropoda; Arachnida; Sarcoptiformes; Oppiidae.